This is a messenger RNA of Chaetomium strumarium, 2533 nucleotides long. Its product is annotated as Alpha/Beta hydrolase protein. The coding region runs from base 446 to 2533 and encodes 695 amino acids. Lineage: Eukaryota; Fungi; Ascomycota; Sordariomycetes; Sordariales; Chaetomiaceae. The transcript has 3 exons. Gene Ontology annotation, molecular function: serine hydrolase activity. The record is from RefSeq and is a predicted model, not a curated record.
AUUUAGCCUGUUCAGCACAGUUCAGGCCCGAUGUCACUCCCGGUCUGCCACUCGCAUGAUUCUCCUCUGGAGCCGGGAAGAACCUCAACCUGAUCGCUUCGGGAGGUGGUCCGGCUGAGAUACUGACGUCUCUUUGGCCCAGAUUCCAGCAUUGGGUUUGGAUCCGGAAUCUCGAGCCGCGGAUAAUCUUCUCCCGCUGCACCACUAACAAAAUAGUAAUAACCAUAGCCGCCAGCAAGAUGCACCUUACAUAGAAAGGGGCAACAGGCGCGAAGGGACGGAAGUACUGGAGGACCGGUGGCUUGCCACUACCCGAGUACCGACCCCGCGGGGACGGAAGCGUCAUAUUAAAGUUUCACCCCAAGACAUUACAUGAUUAUCCUUCCGCCAUUCCUGGAAGCCCAGAUCUCGUCUCCGUCCCUGUUGCAUCUCCACCUUCUCCAAGAUGCACCUGGUCGGGGUGGCACUGGCGGCCCUCGCCAGCCUUGGUGCGAGCGAGUCCCUGCGGCGUCUGGACACGAGCCUGACCAUCUUGAGCAACAAUGAUCUCCAGGCAUCAGCCAGCACAGAGGUCGUGAUCGUCACGGACGCCAAGCUCUACAAGGACGCACCAGACGUGUGCGCCAAGCUGGGCGAGCAGCUCUGGCGGCCUGCGGCGGCAAGGGGCCCGGCGUUCGCGGAAUACCUCCAGUAUGAAGGGAGAGCCAACGCCUCGUCCAGCUUCUGGGCAGCGGCGAGCGCCGGCGUCAAUGCCGUUGACAUGGCCGGACGCCGCCACCGCGGACCGGCUCACGCGCGCUUCCCGGGUCUCUGCACGAAUUCGGCCCCCUUCUCGACCCAGAGCUCGCAGGACACGAGCGCUAGAUGGCAGAUCAGCGUGGAUGUCAACAACCAGACUCUCACAGGAUUCCGGGACCGUCUGUCCUUCCGUUUCCUGGGGAUCCGCUACGCGGCCCAACCGCAGCGGUUCACGUAUUCGACCCUGUUCAGGGGCUCCGGAGAAGCUGCCUCGGCGCUGGAGUACGGGUCCCAAUGCGCUCAGGGGACCGACACGGGGACCGAGGACUGCCUGUUCCUCAACGUGUGGACGCCGUAUCUCCCCAACCCGAACUCGGCCGCUCCCCCAAAAGGGACGCUGCGGCCGGUCGCCUUCUGGAUACACGGCGGCGCCUUCACGGGCGGCACGGCCAACGACGCAACCUUCGACGGCGGCAACAUGGCUUCGCGGGGGGAUAUGGUCGUGGUGGCCAUCAACUACCGCCUGAGCACGCUCGGCUUCCUGGCCCUGCGCGACGGCAAGACCAACGGCAACUUUGGCCUGGCCGACCAGAUCACGGCGCUCGAGUGGGUGCGCGAGCACAUCCACGCCCUGGGCGGCGACAAGAACCGCAUCACCGUCUUCGGCCAGUCCGCGGGCGCCGCCAGCGUGCGCGCCUUGCUCGCCUCCCCCAAGGCCGAGGGCAAGUUCGCGGGCGCCAUCAUGCUCAGCAACCUGGGGGGCAUCAACUACGGCACCACGUACAGCCGGUACUACACCAUCGACGAGCAGGUCGCCGUGGCCGCCGACGCCAUCCUCGCCGCGACCAACUGCACCCAGGACCAGGUCGACUGCCUCCGCGCGCUGCCGCCGCACGCCCUCACCGGUCUGGCCAACCCGGCGCGCUUCCUGGUCGUGGACGGUACCUACCUCACCACGCCCGAACUGCGCCUCACCGGUGGUGGUGGUGGUCCGCCGUCCAACGUCAGCCUGAUGAUGGGCAUCACGCGCGACGACGGCGCGCCCUUCAUCGGCUAUCCCUCCAGCAACAACGACACAACCAGCCUAAACCAAUCCGCCUACCUCGCAUCACACGGCUUUCCCUCCCUGCCGCCCACCACGCUCGACAAACUCUUCCCCGUCCUCCCCACGACGGGCAACGCAACCCUCGACCUGUUCACCUCGGCCGCUCGCGUCGCGACGGACGGCAUCUUCCGCUGCAUCGACCAAGCCACCGUCUAUUCCUCAAUCCAGAGUGGUGGUGGGCGCUUCCCCUCGGUGUAUUACUACGAGUUCAACAGGACCUACCAGCCCGCCGGCUGGCCAGACCUCGACGUCUGUUCGCCCGCCUACAACAAAAAGACGAGUAAAACACACCCGCACGGCGACCCGGUUCAUACGCCAUAUCUGAGAUGUCAUUCCGGCGAGCUGUACUACGUCUUUGGGAACCUGGCCAGACAGGGUCUGCCGGUGCGGGACGAAGGGGACCUGCCGUUUGAGCAAUUCGUGCUGGACUCGUUUGUGAGUUUUAUGAGGAGCGGGGGCGAUCCCAAUCCCGAUCUGGGGUGGUUGCGGGCGAGGGGGUAUGGGAAUACCCUGAGGUUGGUGGUGGAGGGGAAUGUUGAUGGGGAGGGCAGGUGGAAGCCCAGUACCAGGGGAAGGGGUAGGGUGAGGGUGCUGGAUUGGCCGAGGUCGGUGACGGUGCGUGGGUUUACCGAGGGGGAGCAAUGCCGUGCGUUGGGGUUGCCGUUGGAUUAUUAUGAGAGGGCGCGGUAA